Nothobranchius furzeri (turquoise killifish) is the source of this 1131-nucleotide messenger RNA. Its product is annotated as V-set and Ig domain-containing protein. NCBI's taxonomy places the organism in Eukaryota, Metazoa, Chordata, Actinopteri, Cyprinodontiformes, Nothobranchiidae. Gene Ontology annotation, biological process: regulation of actin cytoskeleton organization; regulation of osteoclast development; regulation of bone resorption. The record is from RefSeq and is a predicted model, not a curated record. Gene Ontology annotation, cellular component: plasma membrane.
UCUAAGUGCUUUACAACACAGUGAAUCAUUUAUCUAUUCACACACAAAUUCACACACUGAUGUUGAUGAUCUACAUUGUAGCCACAGCUGCCCUGGUGCUCGCUGACAGAAGCCUCCACUUCCUCUGACCACCACCAACAGCUUUCAGCUCCGGAGAUGACAGCUGGUCCAUGAAUGUACUUUCAGAGGUUCGGGGUAUAGAUGGAUACCCAGUGGUGCUGCCCUGUACCUUCAGCCACCCGCAACAUUCCCAGCAUUCUGCACUGCAGGUGCUGUGGCGUCUGGGCCAUGGGCAAGAGGCCAUAGUCCUGUACCACUGCACCAGUCGACUGGGAGCCCCCAACUGUGAACCAGGUCCACAGCAGGACCAGCGCUACCGGCUGGAAGGCAAUCCGAGAGAGCACGACUUGUCGCUGCGUAUAAACAUUGUCACCUUGCAGGAUGAUGGGCAUUACUACUGCCGAGUGGAGGUUCAGGGACGGGAACACAUCAGCUUUGAGGACAAGAUGGGGACCAGGCUCAGAGUGGAAGCUCCUCCAAAGAUCCAGACCCUGUUGGUUGAAGGUAGCGAGCAGUUUGGGUUUACUGCUCUGUGUCGGGUUCAGGGCUCACCGGUGCCAGAAGUCCAGUGGUUUGGCCCAGAUGACCUGCUAGAGGGUUCCCACACGGUUCCGCUGGCUCAGGGCUCCAGACCUCGACACCUCACCGUCAGCCGGCUAAGAGGCGUGAAACCUGAUCAGCAGUACACCUGCAAAGCCACCAACCUGCGUGGCAAAGACCAGGCCUCCUUGCAUGUCCUUCACCCCCGUUCACCAGUGUCAUUCACCUCCGUACCAACGACUCUCCUUCUCCUCCUGUCAGUGGCUCUGGGGGCUAAAGUGGUUUUGAUGGUGGGGAUGGGGGUGUGGAUGGUCCAGGGUCAAGUUCUACAGGAAAUCAGCUCCUGGAGGAACUAACCUGCUCAGAUUUAAAAUGACUUAACUCAUUAUAUAGGUGAUGAUUAAUGAUAGUGAUGAUGAUGAUAGGACGUGUUUCUCAGCAGAAGCGCUUCCAAUAAUUUUAAAAUACUAAACAAUUUACUGAAAGUUAAUAAACAUUAAAAUCAAACAAAAACACCUCUGAGCCUGGUGA